AUGAAAACAAGAUUCAGAUUCUCCAUCAAAACCCAACUUCUCCUUCUUUAUUCUUCUCUAAUCCACUUAUCAUCAACCCUCAAACCACCCCCACUUCCAAUUCUACCCCUCCCCACUUCAUUCCAACUCCAAUGGCAAAACGACAAAAUGGCCAUUUUCUUCCACUUCGGAACAAACACCUUCACCGACGCCGAAUGGGGUUCCGGCCACGCCGACCCAACCACCUUCAACCCUACCAAACUCAACGCAUCUCAAUGGAUUCACGUUGUCAAAGAAUCUGGAUUCUCCAGCGUUUUGUUAACAGCGAAACACCACGAUGGUUUUUGCCUGUGGCCUUCUGAGUACACCGAUUAUUCAGUGCGAUCGAGUGGUUGGAGAAACGGGAACGGUGAUGUGGUUGCUGAACUCGCUGAUGCUGCUAGAGACGCUGGUGUUGGAUUUGGGGUUUACCUUUCGCCGUGGGAUCGGCAUGAAGAGUGUUAUGGUGAUACUUUGCGGUAUAAUGAGUUUUACUUGGCACAGAUGAAUGAGUUACUCACUAGGUAUGGAGAAAUAAAGGAUGUUUUUCUGGAUGGUGCAAAUGGAGGGAAGGGCAUGAAAUAUUUAUUUGAGAGUUGGUUUUCUCUCAUUCACCAGCUUCAUCCAGGUGCCAUCAUUUUCUCCGAUGGCGGUCCUGACACAAGGUGGGUUGGUAAUGAAUAUGGAGUUGCUGGAUCCACUUGUUGGUCUCUUUUCAAUAGUUCCGCUGUUCAAAUUGGUGGCGACAUUGAUCCUCAAUACCAAAAGCAAGGAGAUCCAUAUGGUUCUGCAUGGCUGCCUGCUUUUUGUGAUGUCUCUAUCAGACCUGGUUGGUUUUGGCAUGCUUCAGAACAUCCAAAAUCUGCAAGGGAACUACUCGAAAUAUACUAUAAAUCGGCCGGUCGAAACUGUAAGCUAUUAUUGAACGUCCCUCCAAACUCCUCAGGCCUUAUUUCCCCCGAGGAUAUCCAAGUUCUUCGAGAGUUUAGUGAACUUCGACGCUCCAUAUUUUCCCACAAUUUGGCGGCAAGCGCUUUCUUUAAUGCAAGCAGCACAAGAGGAGGAAUCCAAGAUUCUCGCUUUAAUCCCUAUAAAGUUCUUGAAGAAGGUAUUCACACUUAUUGGGCUCCUGAGGAGAACCAAUCUAAAUGGAUAUUGUACAUAGAUCUCAAAGAACUAGUAUCCUUUAAUGUUCUGAAAGUUCAAGAGCCUAUUCAUAUGGGACAAAGGGUAAUUGAGUUUCAUCUUGAGGUGUUGAACCGAGACGGUUUUUGGAAGAGAGUUGUAAAUGGUACCACAAUUGGAUAUCAGAGGCUGUUGCUGUUUCCAAAACUAAAAUCUCAGUAUUUGAAGCUAGUUGUUGACAAGUCUAGGGCAGACCCUUUGAUAUCUUACUUAGGAAUCUACUUGGAUCGAGUUACAGUUUUGAGCAAGGACAUGCCUGAUAAAAAAUCAGGUACCUAUUUCAAUGGAACUCAAGUUCUUUGCAGUACCACGAAUAAUAGUUCUCGAAGUGCUUCAAUGUAA
Messenger RNA from Lathyrus sativus (Indian pea), 1545 nucleotides. The record is from the annotation of a GenBank genome assembly. Lineage: Eukaryota; Viridiplantae; Streptophyta; Magnoliopsida; Fabales; Fabaceae.